ACCAAAAUGAUUUCCGAAUUUCGAAAAAUGAAAUAUCUCUACCUAUUUCAUGCUUUUUUCGACACGAACUCGAGUGGGAGUAUAGAUAAAAAAGAUUUUGAGGUGGCUAUAGAAAAUAUUGCAAAAUUGAGAGGAUGGAAACCUGGAGAUGAUAAACAUAAAGAAACAGAAAAAUCCUUGAUGGAUAUUUGGGAGGCUCUAGAGAAUGCAGCCGAUGCAAAUAAAGAUGGUCAAAUAUCAAUUGAAGAAUGGCUGACGAUGUGGGAAGAAUUUGCUAAAAAUCCUUCAGAACCUUUCGAAUGGCAGACAAUGUAUUGCAAAUUCAUUUUUGAACUCGAAGAUGCCAGUAGUGAUGGAGUUAUAGAUAGUGAGGAAUUCUCAACAGUUCACGAAUGUUUUGGACUCCAAAAAGAAGACAGUGAAGCUGCCUUUAAAUUCAUGACUAGAGGAAAGAAAACAAUUACAUGGGAUGAGUUUCAAGAGUUAUGGAAACAGUAUUUUACUUCCGAAAACCCUAUAGACCCUGGUAAUUUUAUAUUUGGUGCAGCUACCUAUUAA
This is a messenger RNA of Maniola jurtina (meadow brown), 558 nucleotides long. RefSeq names its product calexcitin-2-like. The record is from RefSeq and is a predicted model, not a curated record. Bases 7 to 558 code for a protein of 183 amino acids. Gene Ontology annotation, molecular function: calcium ion binding. NCBI's taxonomy places the organism in Eukaryota, Metazoa, Arthropoda, Insecta, Lepidoptera, Nymphalidae. The transcript has a single exon.